Gigantopelta aegis is the source of this 804-nucleotide messenger RNA. Its product is annotated as membrane-bound transcription factor site-2 protease-like. Gene Ontology annotation, molecular function: metalloendopeptidase activity. Gene Ontology annotation, cellular component: cytoplasm; membrane. The record is from RefSeq and is a predicted model, not a curated record. Lineage: Eukaryota; Metazoa; Mollusca; Gastropoda; Neomphalida; Peltospiridae. Gene Ontology annotation, biological process: membrane protein intracellular domain proteolysis; regulation of response to endoplasmic reticulum stress.
AUGCCAAGACAGAUUUGGCCUCAAUAUCACAUUUGGUUACAUGCGUUGUUACACAACACGUAUCAAUUCCCUCUUCAAAUUGUGGGCUGCUGUAAUAGACGUAUCGCCAGAACAUGGUUCAAUAUUGGUGUAGCUAUAGGUCUGAGUCUGAUGGUCCUCUCUGUAUUAGUUCUGUUGUUUUCAUUGUAUCAAGCUUUAUUUAGUCAAUCAAAAAACGGAAACAAAGUUCUCAUUCCAGUUAUGCCUGGAGUCAAUGUACCCUGGAGUCAAAUAACACACUACUUUUUCACCCUCGUCAUAUGUGGUGUGUUCCAUGAAGUAGGGCAUGCACUGGCUGCAGUUACAGAACAAGUCGUUUUUAACGGGUUUGGUCUCUUUAUUUUUUUUCUUUACCCAGGAGCAUUCGUUGACCUCCAUUCUGACCAUUUAACAGUGAUAUCCCCAAAACGACAGCUGCGUAUAUAUUGUGCUGGUGUUUGGCACAAUAUAAUUUUAUCAUUACUGGUUUUUCUUUUCUCUCUUGCUCUUCCUUAUCUUCUCCUUCCUUUCUAUACCACAGGUAAUGGAGCUGUUGUGAUAAAUAUAGCUCAAGACAGUGUACUACAAAAUAAACUUAGUCCAGGGGUAGUCUUGACACAACUGGAUUCCUGUAGCGUCCACACACAAAAUGAUUGGUCCUCAUGUCUGCAGGACAAGCUGCCCAUAUACAAAGAGGCUAUGUAUAUAUCAAAGGAGUUUCUAGACAAUCAAAAGACUUUUCUUACUGAACGAAACUCACAAACUUUAACAAGAUGGUGGCAUUGA